This is a messenger RNA of Cynocephalus volans (Philippine flying lemur), 777 nucleotides long. RefSeq names its product synapse differentiation inducing 1 (gene SYNDIG1). NCBI's taxonomy places the organism in Eukaryota, Metazoa, Chordata, Mammalia, Dermoptera, Cynocephalidae. The coding region runs from base 1 to 777 and encodes 258 amino acids. Gene Ontology annotation, cellular component: postsynaptic density membrane; synaptic vesicle membrane; intracellular membrane-bounded organelle. The transcript is spliced from 3 exons. Gene Ontology annotation, biological process: synaptic vesicle clustering; positive regulation of synapse assembly. The record is from RefSeq and is a predicted model, not a curated record.
AUGGAUGGCGUGAUUGAACAGAAGAGUGUGCUGGUGCACAGUAAAAUCUGUGACGCUGGCAAGAGGAAUGGCUUAAUUAACACCAGAAACUUCAUGGCCGAGAGCAGAGAUGGGCUGGUGUCUGUUUACCCGGCACCCCAGUACCAGAGCCACCGGGUGGUGGCCAGCACCAUGCCAGCUGUCGUGGAUGGCAAUAGGAAUGAACCAGUGCAGCAGCUGCUGGACCCCAACACCCUGCAGCAGUCAGUGGAGUCCCACUACCGUCCCAACAUCAUCCUGUACUCGGAGGGUGUGCUGCGCUCCUGGGGCGAUGGCAUGGCCACCGACUGCUGUGAGACCACCUUCAUUGAGGACCGGUCCCCCACCAAAGACAGCCUGGAGUACCCUGAUGGGAAGUUCAUUGACCUCUCCACAGAUGACAUCAAAAUCCACACCCUGUCCUAUGAUGUGGAGGAGGAGGAAGAAUUCCAGGAGCUGGAGAGCGACUACUCCAGUGACACAGAGAGCGAGGACAACUUCCUUAUGAUGCCCCCACGUGACCACCUGGGUCUCAGCGUCUUCUCCAUGCUCUGCUGCUUCUGGCCUCUAGGCAUCGCGGCCUUCUACUUGUCUCAUGAGACGAACAAAGCGGUGGCCAAGGGGGACUUCCACCAGGCCAGCACCAGCUCCCGGCGGGCCCUGUUCCUGGCUGUGCUGUCCAUCACCAUCGGAACCGGCAUCUACGUGGGCGUGGCCGUUGCCCUCAUCGCCUACCUCUCCAAGAACAACCACCUAUGA